Molecule: messenger RNA, 897 nt
Organism: Penicillium canariense
Lineage: Eukaryota; Fungi; Ascomycota; Eurotiomycetes; Eurotiales; Aspergillaceae
Product: PaaI family thioesterase
Exons: 2
Coding region: 1-897 (298 amino acids)
Source: RefSeq, a predicted model, not a curated record
AUGGCCGCUCUUCCCCAAGCCGCACGAUGGCUGGUGCGCCCUUCAGCAGUGUCCAUGUCGAAGGUUGCUUUCUCCGUCCGCGGGCCAGUUGCUGGCCUACACCAACAGGGUCCUUCGCGCUCUGCCGUGGUCCACGAACAAGCACUCCCAUCCAGCCAGACACAGGUACCACAGGUGGAAAGAGCAGCAUUUCUUUCGCAGGUGGAGACCGAAAUACCCCGAACACCAGCUGCAGCGCUCGAUGAAACCGCCUUCCUCGAUACCCUGAUUUCCCAAAUCCCUCUCGUCCAGACCCUGCGCCAAUCCCGCAAAGCCUACCAAGAAUCGCGCCCCCAUCUCGCCAUCCCGCCGGCCAUCAGACAACACCAUUUCGUCGGAGGCAGCUUAGCAGGCCCUGGAAAGCUGGCGCUGGCACCGUAUAUGUGGACAACACGUGGAAAGACCGAAGCCGGGUCCAAGAGCACCGCCCGUGCGAGCAGUGUUGUCUCCGUCUUCCAUAUCGGCCACGAUCUCUGUGGACACCCAGGCUUCGUGCAUGGCGGCCUCUUGUCUGUUCUGUUUGAUGAAGUAUUUGCCCGAUGUGUUUCAGCCGCGUUCCCGAGCGGCCUCGGUAUGACGGCGAAUUUGAAUGUCGAUUUUCGGAAGCCCGCGCUGCCUGAUCGUCUUUAUGUGCUGCGUGCUGAGACUGUCAAGGUUGAGGGGCGAAAAGCGUGGGUCGAGGGCAAGAUGACAUAUCUUCCGCUUUCAUUAUCUGCGCCGCUUGAUGCAAAGAGUCUGGUGGCAGAUGCCGCAUUGUUGAGUGAGGAUAAUGAGGGCGCGGUGAUGGUUUCGGAGGCGAGAGCCUUGUUUGUGGAGCCUAAGUUUGCGGAUUCCAUGGUGUCAGUCUAUAAGACCUAA